Molecule: messenger RNA, 738 nt
Organism: Porites evermanni
Lineage: Eukaryota; Metazoa; Cnidaria; Anthozoa; Scleractinia; Poritidae
Source: the annotation of a GenBank genome assembly
AUGUCAUUGUGUUAUAGAUUUAAACGAUUCUGGUCUCUUCUUUUCGGUGAAUUUUGGAUUGAAAGAGGAAACCGGAAUUCUUCCACAUGUAGAAAAUCUGAAGAAAUAGGCCAUGGUGGACAUAUAGAGCUGAAGCGAAAAGGGAAAGAAAUUCUGGGUGCGGAACAUAGCUGCCGCGAUGCUGAUGAUAAGUGCUUCGAAUCUCAUGGAAUAAAUUUCUCCAGUCAAGAAGAAAAGGAUCGUUUUGACACCAAGAUGGAAGAGAUGCAAAUUAUAUUUUUAAAGGAACUUUCAGAAAUAAGACGUCAGCACGAGCGACUUAAAGUCGGAAGGGUUAUUUUGAAGAGACGAUUUUCAGAAUUGGAGCAAAUUCUGCAAACAGACAUUAGGAAUUUUACAAGCACGGAUAUUAAAACUUUUAAGGAAGAUUCGUCAUUAUCUAGUGAAGAGCUACAGCUUUUGGCAGAAAUGGAAGAAAUAUUGGAAAAGCUUGAAAAGGAACAAGAAGAGCUUCUUUCCCUGGAAAAAUAUUUGGAAAUUGAGCUCCACGAAAGGACGUUUUAUCCGGAACCUGUUAUGCCACGCCAUAGAAAAGUUGAAGACGAAUUCUCAAAAAGAAUGAAGUUAGAUGGUGGUUUAAAGUAUAAAAGCUACGACGAAACAGUUCAGCUUAUAACACAUCGUUGUCUUCCACCUCCUCUAUCUCUAGAUGAGCUAAUGAACACCGGCCGCAGAUAA